AUGACAGAAAAGAAAGAUAGUGGAUAUUCAUGGAUGAUUUUGAUUGGAUCUAGUAUUAAUUAUUUCAUCUCAGUCGGCGUAAUGAAGCUGUUUGGCAUGCUUUAUUCAGAGCUACUAGAAACAUAUGACAGCGCUGCAGGAAGUACUGCAUUCAUAAACAGUCUACAGAUAUUCAUUAUGGCAGCUGUCAGGAUUGGCUUUGGAUUUGUUUACUCGCCAUCAGUGACAAUCGUCAAUUAUUAUUUCCACAAAAAGAAAGCUUUGGCAAACGGAAUAGUUGGAGCUGCAAGUGGUGUCUCUACUAUAAUUCUUCCAAUUUUGUAUAGAACUGUUUUUGAUGUAUAUGGUUUACAUGGAGGUUUAAUUGUUCUUGGUGGUUUUUGCCUAAAUCUUUGUGUUGGAAGUGUUGGUUAG
Molecule: messenger RNA, 414 nt
Organism: Mytilus californianus (California mussel)
Lineage: Eukaryota; Metazoa; Mollusca; Bivalvia; Mytilida; Mytilidae
Product: monocarboxylate transporter 12-like
Exons: 4
Coding region: 1-414 (137 amino acids)
Biological process (GO): monocarboxylic acid transport
Molecular function (GO): monocarboxylic acid transmembrane transporter activity
Source: RefSeq, a predicted model, not a curated record